This is a messenger RNA of Cornus florida, 675 nucleotides long. RefSeq lists its product as uncharacterized. Gene Ontology annotation, cellular component: photosystem II; membrane. Gene Ontology annotation, biological process: photosynthesis. Lineage: Eukaryota; Viridiplantae; Streptophyta; Magnoliopsida; Cornales; Cornaceae. The transcript has a single exon. The coding region runs from base 134 to 499 and encodes 121 amino acids. The record is from RefSeq and is a predicted model, not a curated record.
UCCUCCACAUCUCCACCUAAACCAAUAUUAUCUCAACACACCAUAUCAGUACCAUCCUCUCUCAUUCAUCAUCACCUAAAAACUUGCAGAAAUAAGCUAGUUGAGUUGGAAGAUCUGAGAAAAAGAGAAGACAAUGGCCUCUACUUCAGCGGUUUUGGCACCAAUGCCACUAACUUCGGCAACCCAAAAGAGGUUGCCAAGCUCCGAUGCCUUCAUUAAGCCAUUGCCAGUCAGGUCCUCAAAGGCGAUGGGGGGAUCAAGGUCCAUGGGAGGAAGGUUUCAAGUGAAGGCUUCGCUGAAGGAGAAGGCGGUGACAGGAUUGACAGCAGCCGCACUGACGGCUUCCAUGGUGAUUCCGGAGGCGGCCCAGGCUGCGUCCGGUGUUUCCCCGUCUCUCAAGAACUUCUUGCUCAGCAUCGUUGCUGGUGGAAUUGUGCUUGGUGCAAUUGUUGGUGCUGUGAUUGGUGUGUCCAACUUCGAUCCUGUCAAGCGGAGUUGAACCAUAAUAGCUUUGAAAUGUGCUUAUGAACCAACCCCUUUUAUUUCUUCUUCAUGCAUCUGUAGAAUGUUUGUUGUAAUGAUCUGUGCUCAAGUGUAACUCUCUUGUCAGCAAUGCAUUGUUUUCUGUUGACUAAAUAUUUCCUAUACAAGUGCCAAUAAAAGGAAUUCUGGUAA